This is a messenger RNA of Rotaria sp. Silwood1, 267 nucleotides long. Lineage: Eukaryota; Metazoa; Rotifera; Eurotatoria; Philodinida; Philodinidae. The record is from the annotation of a GenBank genome assembly.
AUGGCAACUGACCAUAAGACAGAUGAAUAUAUUAAACUCAGAGUCGUUGGACAAGAUAAUAGUGAAGUUCAUUUUAAAGUUAAAAUGACAACAAAUAUGGGUAAAUUAAAGAAAUCCUAUGCUGAACGACAAGGUGUCAGUGUAGCAACUUUACGAUUUCUUUUCGAUGGUAAACGUAUAAAUGAUGAUGAAACACCAAAACAACUUGAAAUGGAAGAUAACGAUACCAUUGAAGUGUAUCAAGAACAAGUUGGAGGAUUUUAUUGA